AUGGCAGAAGAUGAGCGUAAACAUGCAUUGAUCUCAGACUUAUUUGGGCACAUCAGCGAUUUGACGGCGCAGCUCGCCGAGGCCCAUAUGGACCUUCGAGACCGAAAGGAUAUGCUUGAGCUCAAACGCGCCAAACUUGAUCAAGCUGAGAAGCAGAUUGAAGAUUUACGACGCAAGACGGAUGAACAUGUUUUUAGUAUGGUUAUAAUCGAUGGCGACAAUAUGCCGUUUCAAGAUGAAUUUGUGAGAGAUGGCCUGCUGGGGGGCAAGAGGGUAGCUAGCCUCCUGAGGAAGGCGAUAGCCGAGGAUAUCAAGACAAGAUUUCCAUCCCUUCCUGCCAACGCGCAGGUGGUGAUUCGUGUAUAUGCGAAUUUGAAAGGGCUGUCCAAGAAAUAUAGAGAACUUCUGCCUGACUCGGCAUCGUUUGAAGAUUUUGUUCGAGGGUAUAACACAGUUCACCCCACCUGCGACUUUAUUGACGCUGGGUGUGGUAAAGAAUGCGCAGACGAGAAGAUCAAAGCGGCCCUCAAGUUUGGUCUCGGCGACAGCCAUUGCAAGCAGGUGUUUUUUGGAGGGCCGGGAGACAACGGAUACGCCCGCGUGUUCGACUCUUUCCUCGAAGAUCAGACGAUUCGAGGUCAAAUAACGCUCAUGUCAGGCCCCCCUUUCGCCUACGAGCUGGCAGCAAUCAAAGACAAGUUCCAGAAUGUGGCGUUCGACAACAUCUUUAGAGGCCAAAAGCUCCCCAAUGAGACGAACCGCAGGACCUCGUUCCACAUUACACCACCAGGAACACCGAUGCCUUCAAACGCUCCAUUGAGCUUUGCAGCUGCUGCCAAGGUGCCCACUAGCCCAGCACAUAGUGUUCCCGCUCAACUGUAUUGUCCGGAGCCGAAGCCGUCGCCCAAUGGAGUCAUAUUGCGGAACAGGCUGGGACAGAGGGUGGACUCGCGCCUUUCGUAUUCGCAGUCUGAUUUCUCCAGCUUGAAAGACCGUAAGCUCUGCAACAAUUUCCACCUCUUGGGCAAGUGUUUUUAUCUUGACAAGUAUGGGAAAUGCCACCACAUUCACGGGGAAAAAUUGACUGCUCAGCAGUUGGAAGCCUUGCGAGGCAUUGCCCGUCAGUCUCCAUGUUUGAACGGACUGAGCUGCAGCCAGACAGAUUGUGUGGCCGGACAUCGCUGUCCUAGGGAGCCUUGCCAUUUGGAGAAUUGCUGGUUCCCAAAGGAGAUGCACGGCGUUGACUCUCAGGUCAUUGACUGA
Molecule: messenger RNA, 1263 nt
Organism: Trichoderma breve
Lineage: Eukaryota; Fungi; Ascomycota; Sordariomycetes; Hypocreales; Hypocreaceae
Exons: 5
Coding region: 1-1263 (420 amino acids)
Source: RefSeq, a predicted model, not a curated record